Argiope bruennichi is the source of this 982-nucleotide messenger RNA. RefSeq names its product alpha-crystallin B chain-like. The record is from RefSeq and is a predicted model, not a curated record. Lineage: Eukaryota; Metazoa; Arthropoda; Arachnida; Araneae; Araneidae. Gene Ontology annotation, molecular function: protein folding chaperone. The transcript has a single exon. Bases 276 to 773 code for a protein of 165 amino acids. Gene Ontology annotation, biological process: response to heat; protein refolding.
UGUCAUACCUCUGUUACUAUUUCGGAGUCGCAGCAAAUGGAAACUUGUAGAAAGUUCGCUCUGUAGUAGAUAUCCAAUCGUUUCUAUGGUAACCGCAGGAAUCUUAAAGAAUUCUCCAGAGUUUUCGGAGGACUCUAUAAAUAUGGGAACGUGAAGUCCUUCCACCAAGAAUUGGAUUUGAAAGCAAUUUCAAGUUCUUGAAUAAGCAAUUGUUCUAGCGAACUGAACGUUCCUUUGUUGCUCUGUCUUUUGCUUUUGGAUUCUUGAUACCGAAGAUGUCGCUGUUUCCACUGCUCUCUGCUAGUUUGUCAGAUCCAUGGGGCUAUCCAUCCCGAGCGUUCGACCGACCUCUCGGCAUGGGGCUUCUUGACAGUAUGGGCGAUCUUCUUUCUCCUACAGGACUACUGAUGCGACCGCUAUUAAACGCCGAUACUGCGCUGUCAGAUGUUAAAAACGAGCCUGACAAGUUCAAAGUGAUGUUGAAUGUCAGCCAAUUCAAGCCCAAUGAGAUCGACAUCAAGACAGUGGACAACAACAUCGUCAUCCAUGGCAAACAUGAAGAAAAAACUGAUGAACACGGGUUUAUAUCCAGAGAGUUUACUCGACGCUACAUGUUGCCAGAAGGUACAGAUCCUAAAACUGUCAAGUCUUCUCUCAGUGCCAAUGGAAUUUUGACAAUUGAAGCGCCCAAAAAGGCUGUUGAACCACCUCCAAGUAAUGAAAGAAUUGUACCUAUAACCAUGGAAACACCUGCAGCAGUUACUAACAAAUGAACUUGAGUUUAAAUCGGAUUUCAUGUGUUCAUUUCAUCCUAUUGCUAUUGAUGUAUAACAUUUGGAAUGCAUGAUGUAGAAAGUUUGCAAUAAUCAUAGUUCUAAUGUCUUCUCGAAUCACAUGUGUACCUGAAUUCAAUGUUACUUAUUAUUAUUUAUAAAUAUGUAAAAAAAAUUUCUAAGAAGAAAAUAAAGUUUGUAAGUAUUUA